This is a messenger RNA of Cryptomeria japonica (Japanese cedar), 1443 nucleotides long. Its product is annotated as protein SRG1. The transcript is spliced from 4 exons. Lineage: Eukaryota; Viridiplantae; Streptophyta; Pinopsida; Cupressales; Cupressaceae. The coding region runs from base 171 to 1256 and encodes 361 amino acids. The record is from RefSeq and is a predicted model, not a curated record.
GGGCAAGCAUCUUUUGACAUCCUCUUGCGUCUCACAAACAUCCACUUUCAACACUGGAUAGGAUAUUCUGCAACACCGUUUCUGAGAGUCCUCAUAUUCUGUUGAGAGUGCAGCGUUAUAACUCAGGAGUAUAGAGCAAAUAGCUGACUUGUUUAGAAUAGAAAAGUAUCAUGUUUAAUUCAGCUCUGGUAUCUGAUCCAUCUGAUGGAACUUCAAAAAGGUUUUCAGUUCCUAUUGUUCAGGAAUUGGCAUCUCAGAACCUUCGCAACCUUCCACAAAGGUAUAUCAGAUCAGAGAAAGAGCGCCCAAAUGCCUUUCCUCUUCAUCAUUUGGACAUUCCCAUAAUUGAUAUGGAUAUGUUUUGGGGAGAUUCAGAUCUCUGUAGGCAAAAGGAAUUAGAAAAACUUGGAAUGGCAUGCCAGGAAUGGGGAUUUUUUCAGGCUGUGAAUCAUGGAAUUCCUGUGUCUCUGACUGAAAGGAUGAAGGGAAUUGUAAGGGAAUUCAUUCAACUACCUUUGGAAGAAAGGCUCAAGUACAAAAAGCAAGAGCGUGAAGGCUAUGGCCAGAGCUUUGUGGCCACAGAUGAUCAAAUACUGGAUUGGGCAGAUACCAUUCACUUGGCAACUCUCCCUCCAGAGAAAAGAAAAAUGAGCUUUUGGCCAACACAGCCAGCCGAUUUCAGAGAAACUGUGGAUCAAUACGCUGCUGAAACUCAAAAGCUUGGCAAUACAGUUCUUCGCCUUCUAUCAGAGAAUGUUGGGCUAAAACCAGAUUGUUUCAUUAACGCUUGUGGCAAAAUGGGACAGAUGAUGCGAAUGAAUUACUACCCACCCUGCCCAAGACCAGAUCUAGUUUUAGGAAUCAGCCCUCAUUCAGAUGGAAAUGGUUUGACAGUGUUGUUACAGGAUGAUGAAAUCGUGGGACUACAGAUAUGUAAGGAUGGUGAAUGGGUUCCUGUUCAACCCAUCCCUGGUGCCCUGGUUAUCAAUAUUGGGGAUAUGCUUGAGGUAAUCAGUAACGGAAUAUAUAAGAGCAUUGAGCACAGAGCGGUUACAAGCAUUGACAGAGAUCGGAUCUCCAUUGCGAUGUUUUAUGGUCCAAGUAAGGAAACAGAGGUGGGUCCUGUUCCUGAACUCAUAGAUGAGUUGCAUCCCUGUCGAUACAGAAGAUUCAUUCGUGAAGAAUAUAUGCGGCGUUUCUCUUCUGACAAACUUGAUGGGAAGAAGAAUAUUGAAUUUGUCAAAAUCAAGUCAUAACCUUUUUUAUUUGAGUUUGUUCAAUGUUGGAAUAGGUUCAUAGUUAAUAUCGAGAAGGCCUCCAUUUUGUUACAAGAUAUUUGGUAUGAUGGCAAAAUUUAUGUAGUAGACUUUUAUAUGGUGUUGAGUUUAAAUCUUUUUUAAUAUAAAGAAAUAAAGAUCUGCAUUCAAUGUCAUAAAAUUCUAA